Jaculus jaculus (lesser Egyptian jerboa) is the source of this 903-nucleotide messenger RNA. Its product is annotated as putative speedy protein E7. Bases 1 to 903 code for a protein of 300 amino acids. Gene Ontology annotation, molecular function: protein kinase binding. Gene Ontology annotation, biological process: positive regulation of cyclin-dependent protein serine/threonine kinase activity. The transcript has 7 exons. NCBI's taxonomy places the organism in Eukaryota, Metazoa, Chordata, Mammalia, Rodentia, Dipodidae. The record is from RefSeq and is a predicted model, not a curated record.
AUGGAACAGCACACAGAGGACAUUCACAGCAUGGACGGAUACACAUACACAUACAUAACUAUCGAAUGCUGUAGAUUGUGUGCAAGGUUGCAAAGGAAAAUGAAAGAAGUGGAAGCACAGAAUCAGAGACUCAUUCACGGAAGUGGACAUGUUAUAUUUAGAGACAUCCUGGAUAACUUCACACUUGUAUUUGAAGUUUGCUUACGAAUGAUAGAAUAUUCAAAAAGCAGUAGACCUCAGUCAACUACUUAUGAGUCUCUUGCUGUUGCCCCUGAGAAAAGAGCAAGGAGAAUGAGAGGCCUGAUGAAAAGUAGAUUGACGGAAGUUUUCCAGGAUAAGAGCUCUCAGGCCUGCAGGGCAGCUGCAUCAGAGGCUGUCUCAGGAUUGCAGUUCUGUAGGAGGAAGGGACAGAAGAGGACCAUAUGGAGUGUCAACUGUACAGAGGGAACUAAAGUAUGGAUGUAUAAAAAAAGAAGAUCAAGCUACCGACCUGAAGACCUAGAAGCCUUCUUUCGUCUUUUGGAGGAUCCAGUUAUCCAGAGCUUUUUGGCAUCUGAUAAGUCCCUAAAAGUCUCUGACAAGUACCUCCUUUCCAUGGUGGUGGAGUACUUCGGCAGAGUCGGGCUGCCUGGGCACAUGUACAACAGGAUCCACUUCUUCCUCGCUCUUUACAUCGCAUGUGACAUGGAAGAAUCUGACCCGAUUACGAAGGUGACCAUCAUCCAGUGUUUGCUGGGAAAGGAACACUGGAAAGGCUUGUGCAAAGAAUUUCUUAAGUUGAAGACAGAGUUCUUUAAGGCACUGGAAUACCGAGCUUGGGUCAAGCCUGAUUUGUGUGAGGAGAUCCAGAACCAGAAUCCACAACACUGGGUCUGGAGCCGGGUGCGUGAGGGCACCCACUAG